Messenger RNA from Aspergillus wentii DTO 134E9, 1038 nucleotides. Its product is annotated as terpene synthase family protein. Lineage: Eukaryota; Fungi; Ascomycota; Eurotiomycetes; Eurotiales; Aspergillaceae. The coding region runs from base 1 to 1038 and encodes 345 amino acids. The transcript has 3 exons. The record is from RefSeq and is a predicted model, not a curated record.
AUGGCAGUGAUGCAGAAUCUUCCUGAAUAUGAACGCCUUCACCAGGAACCAGUGACCAGGUCAUGCGCAAUUCCUUUGAAAAUGCGAGACCUAUCCCUUCAGUUACAACUUCCUCACUAUGAUAUUGUGAAUGGUCCUCCAUCGCGCUGCGUGUACGUCAUAAGUGCCCAUUUGGCAUUCAAGACCUCAAUCCAGCCCGAAAAGGCCAAGGAUACCAACAGAAUACUCGAGUCGUGUAAAGCUGAAGUGGGCGCCGUCAACCUCUUCUUCCCGGACAUCAAAUCCGAGUCGGUUCGAAUUUGUAUGGCUGCAUGGCUCGCAGCCAAUUGCGCGGUGGAUGAUGAGCUGGAAGAGAUGCACCCGGCUGACGGGGUUCGUGUCUUGGAAGAGAGCAUUGCUAUGCUCCAGGCAGACAGAUCGAAUCAAUACCCAGCGGGUGCAGUCCCAUUUGUCCUAUUCACUUUCCGUGACUACUGCAGCGAGAACCUCGGUCUCUCCGGCACAGCUUUCCACAACCUCACCAACGACAUUUGCCGUAUGUGCCAGGGACACCGUGACGAGCUUUUAUUUCGUCAAGAAAAGCUCCCCAACAACCUGGAAACCUACCUGCACAUUCGUGGGCGGACAAUGGGGAUUGAUCCGUUCUUUACGCUCAUCUGCAGCCCGUACCCGGGAGUUGAUCCGGAAUUCGUCUCCAGAGUCCAACAACUUCAAAGCAUGGUCGGCUUGGUCGUCGGCCUUCAAAAUGACCUCAUUGGGCUUGAAAAGGAUUGUCGAAAUGGGGAGAUGAUGAACGCAGUUUUGGUUUCGCUGCGCGAACAGGCAGGUGGGGACGAGAUAUUUCCCGAGGUUGUUGGGGAGAUAUGUCGGAUCCACAACGCCAGUCUAUGUACUGCUAUGGAAAUAUAUCAGAGGCUGAAGGUGGAGGUUAGUGGGAAGAGGUACGAGGAGGUUCUGCCCACUACGGCGCUGGCCUUUGCGGAAACCCAUUUGAAGUGGUGUGCAUCGGCCAAGAGAUACCAGGCAACACUAGAAUAG